GCGCCCCCUCGGCCGCCAUCAAGGCCCUACUGCGACUCAUGUCAGCCACUGCCGCCGCACAGCCCGCCUUCAGCGGCGGCAGCGGCGGCGGCGGCGGCGGCUCCACCGCCGCCGUGUGCCGCCGCUUCGCGGCGGCGGGCGGCCUGUACGGCGUGCUGCAGCUGCUGCACCACGAGGCCAUGGGGGUGCACCACUCCAAGCUGGCGGCGGCGCUGCUCACGCUGACGGACCUGGUGCUGCUGCACGACCCCGGGGCGCAGGACGAGCUCCGGGCCAUGGGUGGGCUGGGCGUGCUGGCGGCGCUGCUGGGCUCGCUGCUGCGGCCGGGCGCCGUGGACGUGUACCAGCUGCGGCCCGCCAGCUGCCGUACAGCCACACUGGCGCUGGCAGGCAACGCCGCCUCGCAACUGGCGGCUCGGGAGCACGGGCUGCUGCCGCUGCUGGGUGGACUGCUGGUCGGGCUGGCGGCGGCCAGGAGGGCGGCGGCAGGCCCGGGCGGCGCCGCGGACGUGGUGCUGGAUGACGACGCGCCGCUGGCGGUGGCGGCGCUGGAGGCAGUCACGGCCGCCGCGCAGGGCAGCCCAGGAACCCAGGACGCCCUGGUAGCUCUGGGCCUGCUGCAACCGCUGGCCGAGCUGUUCCGAGACCCCCGCCUGGACCAGGCAGUCAGGCUGGCGGCGGCGGCGGCGCUGACGGCGGCCGCCGACGGCGGCAACGCCGCCGCACAGAACGGCAUCGUGGCGCUCGACGUCGUGCCCGCCACCACGGCUUGGCUCGAGGGCCUCUGCGGCAGCGUCUCCUCAGUCGGCGGCGCCGCCGUCGGGAGGCAGCCGCCUGGAGGCGCCGCUGCCGGCGGCGCCGCUGCCAGCGGCCCCGUGGCGCGGGCGCUGACGGCGCUGCUGGCGGCGCUAGUCCGCGGCAACGCCUCAGCAGGCGCGCGCGGGGUGCUGGUGAGCGCGGGCGCGCUGCCACCGCUGCUGCAUAUCCUGCAGUCGCCGCCGCCAGCUGCAACCGCGUCAGCGCUGUCUGGCACUCCUCCUCACCCCCCGCCUGUCGCCCGGCAAGCGGCCCGGCUGCCGUCGUGGAAGGCCGCUGCCUCGAUCAAGUCGUCUGGAGAGCAGCAGCAGCAGCAGCAGCCUGAGUCCGCGGCCGCCCUAGCGGCAAGCGUGCUGGCGCUGCUGGCUGAAGGCGACACGGACAUUCAAAACGAGCUGGUCUCGCAAGGUGCGCUGGCGGCUGCAGCCGACAUCGUCCGUGACGGCGCCGCCGCCGCCGCCGCCGCCAGCACCGCCGCCAGCACCGCCGCGCCGGCGGCGCUGGCACUGCUCAUCGCCAUCCUCAAAGGAAACACCUUUGCAAAGAACAGCGCGAGAGGUGCAGGCCUGCCUGCAGUGCUAGUGGCGGCAGUGCGACACUGCGGGCUGGCGGCGCGGCGCGCCGCCGCCAGUGGCGGUGGUGGCGGCGCUGCUGCAGCCAUCGCUGCCGCCGCGGCGGCGGCGCUUGCGGAGCUGGCGGCUGGUAACCAUGCCAACCAGGAGGCUGUAGCAGUGCAGGGCGGGUUAGAGGUGGCGGUGGAACUGGUUCGGGAAACGGUCGCCGCGCUGCCGCUGCCACAGCCGCUGUUAGACGCGCAUGGCGCAGCCGCCGGUGUAGCAACCACCGCCGCGGACGCACAGGCUGCGGUGGAGCAGUGCCGGCUGCUGAGGGCGCUGUUUGGUCUGCUGGAGGCGGCAGUGGAGCUGAACGGCGGGAACAAGGACUUUGUCAGGGAGCUGGGCGGAGUUAGCUUACUGGGUGACUUCCUCAGAGCGGCCUCUGAGUUUGUGACCGUCCCACCUGCGCUGCCAUCAUCCUUGGAGCACGGGGGUGUAGGAGUGAACGGAGCGGGCACGGGCGUUGCGGGCGGCGGCGGCGGCUUCGGAGUGGGUGCGAUUGCAGGAGUGGAGGAAGAGGACGGCGAGCCAGGCAUGGGAGCGGCGUGCGAGGCCAGUCGGCAGCGUCGGUCGCAGCGCGAGGCGGCGCAGCGGGAGGCGGUGGAUGCGGCGCUGGCAUUCCGGUCGGCGCUACUGCCGGCACUGGCGGGCUGCUGCGGCGCUGUGGCCGCGCUCGUGCGUGAGAGCGACGCCAACCUGGCCCGACUCGAGGAGCAGCCGGGCCUUGGCCUGGCGCUGUUCAAGCUGCUCGCUGCCUCGGACGCGCCCACAUCGGCCGCCGCCGCCGAGGCGCUCGAGUGGCUGGCCGUCCGCACACCCGGCGCCCUACCCGGCCCGCCCACCCGCGAGUUCUUCGAGCUGGAUCUUUCCGCUUCGCGGCCGCCGCCGCCGCCGCCCGGCGCGCCCUGGCAUGCGGAGGUAACGGCGGUGAUGCCGAUGGGCGGCGUGACGGCGGGCGGGGUGCGCGACGCGGCGGCGGUGGCGAGCGGCGUAGCGGACGCGGCGGACUGGCUUGAGCAGCAACAGCAGGCAGUGUCGUCGACUUCGUCAUCGACAUCUUCGGCGUCGGCGGCGGCUAAGGGUGCGGUGCUGCGGUCCGCGCCCGCAGCCAAGCCGCACCCGGGACAGAGCACGCUGCCAGCUCUUGAGGCGCCUCCCCUAGAGGCCCUGGCUGCCGACCCCGCCUCCGGCCUGGCGGUCAGCCGCCAGCUGUCGGGACACAGCCGGUCUGGCGGCCCCGGCAGCCAGACCUGGUGGGCCAGUCUGGCGGGCUCCGCCGCCGCCGCCUUCCAGCGCGUGGCCAAUGGCGUGUUGCUGCAUGGCGUGGGAGGAGGAGCGGGAGCUGGAGGAGCAGCGGGUGGAGGGGGCGGAGGAGCGGGAGGGCACGGCAGCGGCCUUGCUGGAGGGGGAGGGGCAGGUGGUGCGGCUGGUGCGGGCGGCGGGGCGAGCGGUGGGAUGGAGGCGGGAGGCGGCGGGGCGGCUGCGCUGCUGCCGACCGGGCCGGCGGCGGAGCGGCGGCGGCAGGUGGCUUGGAUGCUGUUCCUGCUAGCAGCCAAGUCGCCCGACAACAGGGCACGCAUCCGGCGCCUCGUGCGCGCCUCGCUCCUGCCACUGGCGCAGCAGCUCGCCAACGCGGAGGCCUGCCGCGCUCAGCUGGAGGCGGCGGCCGUGGCACCGGCGGCGGCACCCGCGUCCGCACCACAGCCGCCCGCGCGGCCGGCGUCAGGAAGCGCGAUUGGGGCGGGAAUGGCGCCAUUGGCCCAUGUGCAGGCUACGGGUCAGGGUGCGUUUGCAACGGCGCCUGCGGCGGCGGUUGCAGCGGCGGCUGCCGCCGCUGCCGCGGCGGCGGCGGCGGGCGCCGGUCCGUCGGGGGUGGCGUCCUCGUCGUCGGCACCGCUGCCGCUGCCGCUGGCGCCGCUUCACUCGGCGGCUCUGGAGAGCGCGGCGAGCGUGACGGGGCACCGGCUGCCCAUCAGCACCUCAGCCAUGGAGCAACUGGGUGGCACACCGCAGCACCGCAGCUCUGGCGGCGGCAGCUCCGGCGGCGCCUGGCCGCAGACGGUCACCGGCGGCUCCGGCCCGUCCUCGGCUGCCGCCGCCGCGCCGCCAGCGGCCAACGCGGCCCUGCUGUACGGCAUGCCACCGCCGCCGCCAGCAGCUCCGCCGCCGCCAGCCCCGCCACCGCCAGUCUCCCCGCCAGCCGUCCUCCCGUCGGUGGCAGCGCCGCCGCCAGUGCCGUACGGCAGCGCUACCUCGUCACCUUCCGCCGCCCUGUUACAACAGCAGCAGCUGCAGCAACAGACACAGGCGGGCCCAGACUCGGCGGCGCUUCGGCGCUUCGCCGCAGCUGCGGCGGCCGGGAUGGCAGCGGGCUAUCGUGGAAGCGGCGGCGGCGCGUUACCUCAGGACGCUAAUGAGGGUUUGGCGGCAGCUGCGGCAGCGGCAGCGGGCGUGGGCUUGGCUUGGUCCUCUCCGGCAGGCAGUGGCACAACCACCCCGCGCCCCAGCCACAGUGGGGUGGGCGGCGUGGGUGGCGGCGCUGCUUGGGAAGGCAGCGGCAGCGGUCGAGGCGCAGCUGGGCUGGGCCAGGCAAGUCCGUUCGCGGCUGGGGCACCGGCACCGGAUGCGGGUGCAGCCGCACCCGCAGCAGCACCCACAGGAGGGAGUGGCGGCGGUGCCAUGCCGCGGGCUCUGGGCCCACAGGUCAGCGCGGGCGGCAGCAGCGUCAUGUCCGACGAUGACGAGCUGGCGAUGAUACGGCAGGAGGUGGCGCUGCUGGCGAACACGACGAGCGGCCUGGUGGCCUCGGGCGCAGCGGGGGGUGGCAGCGGCGGCGGCGGCGGCAGCGUGCGCGGCGGCAGCGUGUCGUUGAUGGGCGGCCCGAGCCCGGCGUCAUCGCCCGCGCGCUGGGGCGUGGGGCGGCGCUGAAGGCCAUUUGGGGGCUGGAGAGCCGCAUGCGGUGUAGCUGCGGAGUUUGUGGGAUAGCUUGGGUUGUCAUGUUGGGGGUGGGGCAGUUUGGCGUAGACGAGUUGUCAGCGGCAGGGCGCUGCGGCAUGUUGCACGGCAUACAGCUGGAGGCAUGGGACGUGGGGGAAGGAGCGAUUUGCCCGCGUGUUGUGACAUGCGAAGUGGACAUAUGUAUGUAAUGAGGCGUGGGGCGCGGGCAUCGUUCAGUUGAUUCAGAAGUAUGGCAUGGGCAUCGGCGGCACCCAGACUGCCCAAGAGGUCUGCGGACCAGAGGACUGGCACCUGCGCCGAUCCCGACAUUUAAAAUAUUAC
Messenger RNA from Chlamydomonas reinhardtii, 4712 nucleotides. RefSeq lists its product as uncharacterized. Lineage: Eukaryota; Viridiplantae; Chlorophyta; Chlorophyceae; Chlamydomonadales; Chlamydomonadaceae. Bases 39 to 4361 code for a protein of 1440 amino acids. The transcript has 12 exons. The record is from RefSeq and is a predicted model, not a curated record.